Haliotis rufescens (red abalone) is the source of this 9853-nucleotide messenger RNA. RefSeq lists its product as uncharacterized. Gene Ontology annotation, molecular function: calcium channel activity; protein binding. Lineage: Eukaryota; Metazoa; Mollusca; Gastropoda; Lepetellida; Haliotidae. Gene Ontology annotation, biological process: detection of mechanical stimulus. The transcript has 23 exons. Gene Ontology annotation, cellular component: membrane. The record is from RefSeq and is a predicted model, not a curated record. The coding region runs from base 112 to 8547 and encodes 2811 amino acids.
GAAGGCUGGUCGCUAAAGUUUCUUUAGUUGCCGAAAUUUCCUUCCCCUUGUGCAGUUGGGACGCUACGGACAAAACUAUUGGAGAGGUGUUCGGUGCCCCCAGUUCUGGCCAUGCAUAUGGCUGGUUACCGCUUACUAGCACUGGUACUAGCAGUUUUGGCAGUUUGUAUAGGAAACGUCGAUGGUCAGAAUGACCCAACGCUGAAGUAUUACGAAAAUGAAACAACUCUUUUCACCGUUAACAAGAGCCUCCUCGGGUCAUUCGCUGACCUCGGGGCCUUCCCUCACUGGUGUGCUGGCAACAUCAGUGUUUGCAACGAUGGCUUCACUCUGGCAGUCUGGGUUAAACCAUUCGCCGCAAAUGCAGAGGCCAAAAAAAUGGUCAUAAUAUCAAACGGCGGCAAUGCAGCAGACGGAGACGGAUAUUACGUCACACAGGUGUAUGGGAACCAAUACGAGGCUGGUUUCAAAUAUGGCGGCAAUGUGUGGAAGGUCAAGUUCAGUUUGACGUCCGAUGAGUGGGUCCAUCUUGCUUUGAGCUGGUCGUCUAGCCUUGGCUUCACGGUAUACGUGGACGGCUUGGUGGAGAAUACAGAGACAAGCAUUGACGUACGCGAUGUUGCAACGUCCGACUAUGUGGGAGAAUAUGGCAUUGUUGUGGGACUGGAUGAGUACGGACUUCCGUUGACGUCAGUGUCGAGGUUUCUCAUGUCAAGCGUCGACGUCUACAACAACAUCAACGUGGCAAGUAACCUCGUCAAGCUUGUGGGUGAAAACGAUUCCCUGUUCCUAGGUUGUAAUCAGUCACCAGACGUUCCACUGAAUCUGACCACGAAUGUGUCCACCCUUGACCACCCCAUCCACGAGUGUCGUCAGUACUGCAAGGACAACAACAUGUCCUAUGCUUUCCUCCUGGACAACGCGCAGUGCAAAUGCUUCAACGCUGAACCCCAGGUCACCACUCCCUCAGGGUGUGUUGCGGGGGACUGGAAGGUGUACGUGGUGUCCCACGUCAAGACCAAACACACAGACAUCGUCCUGACCCUGUCGAGCCAACAAAUCAGCCCCAGGGGCUACACCAAGCCAGGUGAAGAUGUCCUCAUCUCGGCGUCCAUUAACGUCAAUGUUGAAGUCAGUUUCAGCUUUAAUUUCAUGGAUGGGAGCAGUGUUUCUAGUGGGUCCCCGCCGGUUAGUCAUUCGUGGACGACUGAAGGCGAUUACAACGUGACUGUGUCGACAACGAUCGGGUUGAUCCACCUGACGAAGAAAAUCUUGAUCAAGAUAGAAGAUGUUGAUGAAGGCCAAAGUCCCCAUCUUGUUGAACUCUCUGGCAUCCACUCGAGGGAUACGUCUCAAAGAUCUGAGAUGCAGCUGACUGUGAACGAUCCUGCCAACACCAACUGUACUCUGACGUAUGGCGACGGUGCUUCUUCCUUCCUGAUGUAUACGGACUUUAUGUCAUCACAAGACAGCACUCAUGAUUACAGUGGUAUUGGUCAGUAUAAUACCACAGCCGUCUGUUCCAACCAAUAUGGGUCCACGGUUGACAAUUUCGAUUUUCUAUCCAAACAAUUUUAUGAAUAUUUUCAAUAUAUUCAAAUCGGUUUGACGGUAAGGUUUGAUGUUGUGGGUUCGGCAGCUUUUCUUGACGAUCUUGUAACGGAGGUUAACGGCACCGUGGUAACUCAUGUAAAGACGGCGGCUACAGAAGUACAGGUUCAAGGCAGCGCCUUUACGACGGGGUCGGACCAUAAAGUAGACCUCAAAUGGAACGAGCAGCUUUUACAGAGAAAGUAUAUCCGGGCUGAAAGGAGAACCCCGAAACCCAAAAUCGUUUCUAGUAAGCUGGCUGGACCAUGGAAUAUGACCGUGAACUUUACUAUAGAAAUCCCACCGGGAGACUUCCUAGCGGUGACCUUCAACUACGGCAACGGUCAACCGAGUGAAGUGUACUACGUCCACGAUGCCACAGAGACUCUGUUCAUUCCAGGAGAGGCGGAAUACACUAGCCUGGGUGGGUAUGGGCUCUUUGCGAGGGUUGCUAAUGACAUCACUUCUGAAAUGGUUGGGGAAGAAAUGUCUGUGGAAGUUCCCGUGUUCGACAUCAGUGUUGCGUCAGCCAAUGUGACGUCGUUGUCAACUCCCGUCGGACUUACAGUUGAUAUUAACAUGGGAAACAAGGGUCCCCCCAAAGUGGUCUUCACCAUUGACUACCGAGAUGGAACGGGGCCAAAGAUGCAUGAAUAUGACAACACCGACCCCGUCGGUUUUCUCCCCUUCAGCACCGACUACAUCUACAGCGACUGGGGCAUCUACCGAAUCAUGGUUACAGCUUCCAACAAUAUUAGCUCUAUGACUGAAGAGGUAUUGGUUCAGGUUGGACAGAACAUCACAACGAUUGACAUUGUGUCGAACAUUGAUAGAAUCCCCAUCAACGAUCAAGUCACCUUUACUGUCACAUGCCCCACCGGAUCUGACGUCACGUAUGACAUUGAUUUCGGUGAUGAAACCAACUUUUCUUUACCAGAGCUCAUUACAGGCGGAAUGAAGUCUGAUGCACAGACCAUCGGGACGGUUAUAUCUGAGAGUGUUGUCAACAUCACCCACACGUAUAUGGACACGGGCUACUUCAAUAUUAGUGUGUCAGCCACCAACGAUUUCAGUAAGGCAACGGCGCCUUUGUGUCCUACUGUUAUUGUAGAUGAGAUUACAACAACCGGACCUCCAAUCUGUUCUAUCCCAACUGUAUCCUUCAGGAACAUUGAUCCUACAAGCCAGACCAGUCCAGCCGAGCACAAACGGUCAGAGGAGAUGGUGGUUACAGUAGAUACUGACCUCAACUGCAGACAGAACUCAACGGCCAAUUUUUCCUGGAAGGCAAUGAAGGUCACCAUUGACCAGGGCACGCAGACAGAGACCCAAGUCCAUGAGAUUUGCAAGUUUCAGGAGACCAACAACACCCUGACUAUCCCCCCUCUAGGGCUCUCGUACGGGCUGUACAAAAUCACAGUAACUGUGGCUCCUGUUGGGCAUGAUCUGAUCAGUGCAUCACAUGAUCUGUACCUCCGUAUCAUCAUGUCUGAGCCAGUUGCAAAAAUCCUCGGCGGGGACGUCCAAACCUUCCUCAUCUACGCAAACGCCAUCUUGGACGUUUCGGCGUCUCGCGAUCCGGAUUUGACGAGUAACGUUAGAAAUGGUCUAAUCUACGACAUGUUCUUUCUCCCAAGUACUGACCUAGACGCUGCUAAAGUUUUGUCACUGGCGCAAUUGAAAUCUCAAUCAACCUUACGCCACACAGAUACUUUAUAUAAAGGACAAACCAAAAAUCCUUUAGGUAUAUACGAAAAAGGACGUGUUUUCAAUGACAGUGCGAGCCUCCCCGAUGCACUCACCAGAUACAACGCCAAAAUUUCCUUCCCUGCAAGUUACUUUGUCACGGACUAUUUCUCGUUCGGGAUCAUCUUAUACAUAACCCGAAGCAACUUGAUGUCAGUGACUUCUCAGAUCAUUGACAUCAGGAAGACCAACCAGAGUCUCGACGACCUCUCCUCCCUCCUCGACAUGGCUCGAAACGCCGACCCCGACACCGCCAUCAGACUCUGCGAUGGUGCAGCUGCAGCCAUUCUCAACCAAGAGGCAUCGUCAGUGGAAGAACAGGAGAAACUGGCAGAGUCAACAGAGGCGGUGGUGGAUACUCUGGGGUCAGUUGCCAAGAGAGUGGACAAUGCCAACCAGGCGUCCAAGUGCGCAGGCGCAAUAAAGGUCAUGACCAGUAACAAAGACAUCGUAUCAGAAGGGUCAAGGUCGUCCGCCGCUGACGCGUUCGUGAAUCUGGCAAAUGGUACCUCUAACAUGGAAGAUGCGACAGUAGAUGAUGCAGAGAACUUUGCUGGAGAGUGUCUAGGCGGGUUUGACAACAUAUUCCCUUCAAAUGAGGACGCCACCAAACCCAAAAGAGGCCGACGGAAGGACACGUCUGACGCCAACACCAACGACGUCUCAACCGUACUACCAUACACCGGCGAGAUGACGACCCCAAUGUCCACAGUGUCCUCAACGACGGAAGAGACAACGACGCUGCCACCAACAACGACAACGAUGGCUACAACAACAACCACCAUAGCCAGUACAACAUCUGCUAGCGGCCUCGUCAUCAACUACGUCGCGGAGGGAGACAGCAGCAUCGACGUCGCUGAGAACCUGCUCAACAAGCUCCCAGAGAAGCUGACGUAUGAUGAGUUAUUUUACUACAUCUUCGACGAUUGCUACCUGUUCAGGAAGGUGAUGAAGACAGCGAGGGUUCAGUACACCUGUCCUUGCGUCAGCCCCAAACACAUCGAUGAGAUGAUGUGCACCGGGACGUGGACAAAUCAAGAGAAGAUAUUCGCCACGAUGACGUACCUGGAACACCCUGGCGACAUCUACGACUACUACCUCAUCCCCCUCGACGACGCCAAGGCCAUACGCGACGAGAAGAAGAGACUUACGGACGCCGUGGUGGCCAAGUCCGGCUCCAACGCUCUAUCAACAGUGGCCGACACUGUGAACAACAAGGCUCCAGAGGACGACGACAAGGAGCGGACCUUCAACUCCAACAGACUCGGACUUAAGGUGCAGAAACUCAGCGUCAACAAGAACAACGGGACAAAGAACUCCACAGACUCCAAACCGAAGACCCAGACCAUGUCGAUGCCUGUGGGGUCGUUCAACAUGCCCCUGGACGCCCUGCCCAGCGCGUCCGACUGCCCCGGGGUCAACACUAUGUUCCUGGGAGACAAUGACAACCCGUUCAGUUUCUCCAAGGAGAAGUCCAGCGUGGGUAAGGGCGUGCUGAGCCUGGGCUACUCAUGUGGGGGUAGCAAGCUGGCGGUCAAGAACACUGCUGAGCCCAUCGAGAUGUGGAUGAGCCGUGACCCUAACGCCUAUUCCUCGAGUUUGUUCGUCUUGAUCACUAAAUGGAACAGCGACACUCCAUCAAUCAACUACCACCCCCUCAACCUCACCGACAAGAACAGUUCUAUCCAGGUUGUCCUACGUCCUGGAAACGCCAAUGAAGCUUACGACGUCUUUGUCAUGUACGACAGCCACCCCAACGAGACACACUACGACUUCAAAGACUAUGUUCCCAAGGACGACUUGUCAAAGUUCGAUAACGUCACAGAGAAAGAACUCGACGAGUUGAAGUACACCGUCACUGUGCCCACGACGUUGACGUCAAUGAACGGGUCUUACUGGAUCGGCGUUAAACUGAAACGUGGGACGGUGUCUAUCUCGGAGGACACCACCAAUAACACGUACAAGAUGAUGAACCUGGUGUCCGGGUGUCGCUUCUGGGACACUGAAGAAGAAGCAUGGUCUUCAGAAGGUUGCACGGUUGGCCCACUCACGACCAAGUACCGUACUCAAUGCCUCUGUACACAUUUGACGUCUUUCGGCUCCGACUUCGUUGUCGCCCCGAACACAAUCGACUUCACCAAUGUGUGGGCCAAGUUUGCCAACCUCAACGAGAACGCCGCCGUCUUCUCCACCGUCAUCUCCAUCCUUGGCAUUUACGUCAUCGGCCUCAUCUGGGCCCGGUACAUGGACAAGAAAGACAUCAUGAAGUGGGGGGCGACGCCAUUGGUUGACAACCUCCCAACCGACAACUAUCACUACCAAGUGUCGAUACAGACCGGCAUGAGGAAGAACGCCGGCACCGACUCCAAGAUCAGCAUCAUCCUCUCGGGCGACGACAGUGACACCGGCGUAAGACGACUGGACGACGGCAAGCGGAAGCACAUGGGCCGCGGAUCCAUCAUGAACUAUGUGAUGAGUGUGGAGAGCUCCCUGGGGUCCUUGGCCUUCAUGAGGAUCUGGCAUGACAACAGCGGGAAGGGCAAGCAGCAGAGCUGGUACCUGGACCAGGUGCAAAUCACGGACCUGCAGACUGGUGAAAAAUCGUUUUUCCUGUGUGAUCGAUGGCUGGCUGUGGAAGAAGACGACGGGAUGGUUGACAGAAUCCUUCCUGUGGCUGGACUCAACGAUCUGGUGGCCUUCAAGCACCUCUUCUCGUCAUCCGCUCGGAAGAAACUGACCAAUGAACACCUGUGGGUGUCGGUGUUCUCCCGCCCAACGAGAAGUAACUUUACCCGCGUCCAGAGAAUCUCGUGCUGCGUGUCACUGCUCUUCCUCACCAUGAUAUCAAACUGCAUGUUCUUCAAGACCGAAGGGAAGCAAGAAAACGUCACCGCUAUCCAGAUUGGACCCAUCUCAAUAACGUUACAAUCCAUUUUUGUCAGCAUCAUCAGCACCUUCAUCGUGUUCCCAGCCAGUUUCAUCAUGGUGACAUUCUUCAGAAGAUGCAGGCCCAAGAAGAACGCCAUCAUGCAGAAGAACCAACAAGAACCAAAACGAGGCCAGAAGUAUCGCUGGAAGAACAUUCACAAUUCAGCUGGAAUGUUUGGAUCCAAGACUCAGAAAACCAAGAUGCAGAAGUUCAAAGAAAGCAUGGCCGGCAUCCUGAGUUUCCAUCAAAAGAACAAGUAUGAUAUGGAUGAGGAUGGAGUUGGGCACGAAGAAAUCAGGUUGGAGAAGAAGACGAAGAGGAAGAAGAAGCCGUGGAGUCUCCCUCACUGGUGUACUUAUAUCGCAUGGGUUGUUUGUUUCCUGAGCGUCGUAGGGUCGGCAUUCUUCACCAUCUUGUACAGUAUGGAGUGGGGCAAGGAGAAAUCCAACGAGUGGCUCAUCGCCUUCGUCCUCUCCUUCUUCCAGUCAGUCAUUAUCGUGCAGCCAGUGAAGGUGCUGCUCAUCGUGGCCUUCAUCGCCUGUAUACUCAAGAAGCCGGAGCUAGACGAGGAGGACCUCAACGAGAACAUCGACAACGUGCUGGCCCCAGACGAGGAGCUCUUGUCCAAGAAGCAGGACCCUGCCACAGUGUCUGCCAUCCUCCUUCAACGGAAAAUGGCCAACAGCGAAUAUGCCCCACCCGACACCAAGGAUCUCGAUGAGGUCAGAGAUCUGAGACUGAAGGAGAUCAAGAUGGAAGCCGUCCUGAAGGAGAUCAUCAUCUACACCUUCUUCGUCCUCGUCAUCUUCUUCCUCUCCUACCAACAGAGGGACUCGGACAGCUUCGGCUUCGGUCAAAACGUCAAGAACAGAUUCGUCGGCAAGUUUGAAAAAAUCUCCACAAUACCCGACUACUGGAACUGGUUGAACCAAACCUUCAUCCCCGCGAUGUACGCCACCCACUACGCCAACGACUCUGAGAUCACCGACUGGCAGGACAGGGCGUGUAUAAAUGACCAUCAGACACGCAGAGUUGGCGUGGCCAGGCUCAGGCAGAUGAGGGUCAAGGAAGAUACUUGUACAGUGCAGCCCCGAAUGCAGACCAUCAUUGACCACUGUCGAGACGAAUAUGGCUGGACGGACGAUGACACCAAGCCCUAUCUUCCAGAAUGGGACAUUAUUCCGGAAGAGAACAAAACAGACAGCAAGAAGUGGAAGACGCCCUGGGUUUACCAGAGCUCUGUCAAACUUGCCAAUGCCCCUUACGUGGCCACGAUUGCCACGUACAAAGGAGGUGGUUAUGUGGCCCUGUUGGCGCGACAGGCCUGCAGGACGAAGCAGAUUGUUGCAAACCUGCAGGACAACGAUUGGCUGGAUCUGAGGACUCGUGCUGUGUUCAUGGAGUUCACCCUGUACAAUCCUAACGUGAACCUGUUCGCAUCCGCUGUCUUUGUGAUCGAGUAUAUGGCGACUGGUUCUGCCGUGGCGAGAGUUGAAGUGAAGAUAUUCCGCCUGUUGAGCUAUGUCGGUGGAUGGGGACUGGUGGUGCUCCUGUUUGAAAUAAUCUAUGGUUGCUUCACGUUGUUUUUCUUCAUCCGCUGUGUCAGUCAAGUAAAGAAGCAGAGACUCAAGUACUUCAAGAACUUCUGGAUGAUCCUUGAGUUCGUCCUGCUGUGCUUCGCCGUCGCUUGCAUCGUCAUGUAUGCCUUCAAGCACAUCCUCACAGAGAUCGCAAUGCACUCGCUACAUGACAGAGCGUCGGACGGCUUCGUGAACUUCCAGUCGGUGUCGUUGUACGAUGAGACGUACGGCUACGUCAUGGCCGUCGUUGUGUUCAUGGCCACCAUCCAGUUCAUGAAGCUGCUGCAGUUCAACCAGCGCAUGAGCAUGCUAGGGGACACAGUCAAACUGGCCACGAAAGACCUCAAGGUGUUCUCCGUCGCUUUCCUCCUGUACUUCUUCGCCUUCACGGCUACAGCCUACCUGCUGUUCGGCCAGGCAAUGGUGACCUACAACAGCAUCAUCGGGGCGGCGGAGUCUAUGUUCGCGUUCGCACUCGGCAGCUUUGACUUUGAUGCGAUGUCAGAUGCUCAGAAGUUCCUUGGGCCAAUCUUCUUCUUCAGCUUCAUCGGCGUCAUUUACAUCGGCCUCAUGAGCAUCUUCCUCACCAUCAUCGGCGACGCUUUUACUCAAGUCAAGGCGAACGUAGCCCUACAGUCCAACGAACACGAGAUCGUAGACUUCAUGUGGAAGAGACUCAAAGGCCUGCUUGGGUUUACUUAGUCCUCUUGCACCUAUCAAGGGGCUCAAUGCAAAACAUGAUCCAUAUUUUUUAUCAAAAGCAAUACCACUGAAUAUUUCAUAAACUUGGUAUCAUGAAAUUGUACAUUUAAACAAUAGAUGCGCUUGCACUUAAAGCCAUAUGAAAGUCUAAUCAGUUUGCAUUUUCUGGAAACAGUGAGUCCUGCAUCUUCCCCCGAGCCUCUUGUAAACAACUACGACCCAGGAGUUCGAAUCUGGUUGUAACACACCACGUAGUUGUGUGUCCUAGACUACAAGUCUUUCUAUGUGCGCGGUUAUUUGUAGAGAACAAUCAUAUAUCGCCGAAAUGGACAUUGUGAUCUGAUUACCAAUAGACUGACCCUUUAAAGUUGAAAGUCAUAUAAUUAUUAUUUAGGUUGAUACACUCUGUUGUUCCAAUUAUUUUUAACUGAUAUUACAAAUUUACUUUGAUAAUUCAAAAAAUGAGAUGUUAAUAUAUAUUUCAUGUACAGGAGCUUUUAAAGGCAGUUGAUAUAAACUUUAUUGAAAUAAUACACUUAAAAUGAGGUAUCUAAACUGACAGAGCAUUUUGUCUCAUGUAAAUUGUCUUUGGUAUUUUUUAUCUUCCAACGGCCAAUCGAAAAUUAUUUUGAAAUAGAUGUAUCAACUGUUAAAAUGUUUCUUUACAAAGUGUUUUUAUACAGAAAGUACGGUUUUCGUUAAAUGUGUUUUUAAUACUAAAACUUACGAUUUUGUUAGCAUCCCUGUGUUGUAAUGCACAUUCAUCGCUCUUUAGGACGACCUGUAUACCCUACGGGAAUUGUGAUAGCGUAUAGACUGUGAUAAAUGUAUGUGCUGUUAGUGUGGUUUGCUGUCCCGAAUCCAGAAAAUGCUUCAAGAAUCAAUCUGGCUUGUAAAAUGAACCAAUCUAGCCAGAUUAUCAGACAAGCCCAAUAUCAUGCGCUUUCCAUCAAACUGGAUUCGAUACAACGGUGCCCAAACGGUGUUUUACAUGAAAGCAUUACUCUGAAGUAUUGAUGUUAUAAUUGUGACAAAUAUUGUCUGUGAAAAAAACCAACACUUCUUAUCAUAUUCCGUCCAAGAUGUACAGCUACCUGACCAGGUAGUCUUUGAAAGAAUCUUUUGACAAACCAUUUGGAGUCAGAAAUGUGUUGAAAUGUAUAUAAAUCGUUUUCAUGUAAAAACAAAUACUCAACUAAUUUAUAUCUAUUAUAGAGAAUUGUUAUAUAAUAAAUGUGCUAUACCACGCUUUUCUUGUUUAUUCCAUUAAUAUAUUUUAUUCACUUGUUGAAAUAAAAAACUUAGA